Molecule: messenger RNA, 831 nt
Organism: Tripterygium wilfordii
Lineage: Eukaryota; Viridiplantae; Streptophyta; Magnoliopsida; Celastrales; Celastraceae
Product: putative F-box protein At1g67623
Exons: 2
Coding region: 1-831 (276 amino acids)
Molecular function (GO): protein binding
Source: RefSeq, a predicted model, not a curated record
AUGGCACAAACGUUGACAAGAAAGCCAAUGAAGAAAACCUCUAAAUCAAGUAUUAAAUCUCUUCCUAAUGAUCUGCUAACGGAACUGUUUGUUCGCGUUGGAUCGAGCUCCAUCAAUGAUCUCUAUAAUGUUAAAUUGAGUUGUAAAGAAUUUCGUGAAGCUGUUGAUGAUGAUUAUAUAUACGAGUUUGCUUCAAUGGAAAAACUUCCUAUGAUUGCGUGGCGUGCAAGCGACGGAGCGGCGUUGUUCUUCGAACGCUGCAAGAGCAGUGGCAAUGCGGAGGCUUUUUACAGGCUAGGAAUGGUUGAAUAUUUCGGUGAUGGAAGCCAUGAAUCGGGGCUCGAGAAUUUGAAGAAAGCAGUGGCGAAAGGUCACAAGGAAGCAACGUAUGUAUAUGGGAUAAUCUUGUUAUGUGAAGGAGGUGAGUCGAAAGAAAAAGGAAUGGAGCUUCUGUGUUCUAUGAAAAACGAAAAGUCUUUGAAAGGUUCGAGUCUUGCAGCACGAAGGGAAAGAAUCAAGGCUGCACUUUAUCGCUUGUGGAAGAUUAACACUAAACUUGUUCCGAAAGAAGAGUUAGGGUGCCAUAGAUUGACAUGCUUGGACGCAAGAGCAGCAAAAGGGUAUGGGUGGCCAUUGAUGGGUGAUGAAGAAGAUCGCAUGGCUUGUAACCUUUGUCGAUGGGAAUACCAAGUUAGGCAAUUCUAUAAACAAAUACUAUUUUCACAAAGCAAGCAAGAUCGACACAUAGAUCUCGUGAUCAUUCAAUAUCGAGCAUGGAAAGAUAUAUACCACAGGAAAGGAGACGAACAAGCCCUGGAAAAUCGACUUUGA